AAUAAUGAUUUUUGUUCAUCCUGUGGGUUCGUUGGACGGUUCUUAUGCUGUGAUGCAUGCCCCAAGGCGUUUCACUUUACUUGCGUGGAUCCACCAAUGGACGACAGUGACGUGGAACAUCUAGAAGGCGAAUGGUAUUGUCGUGAAUGUGAGCAUAAACGCAAAAUCACUGCCCUUUUCCAUCGAAUGAUCCAAGAUCUGGAUUCCCGAAACCCUGUGGCCUAUCGCCCACCUAUCGAAGUCAUCAACUAUUUUGAAGGCGUUUCUAUGGACAAAGUUGGCCAAUAUGUUGAUUCUUCAACCAUCAAACCAGUACGACACAAGUGA
Molecule: messenger RNA, 327 nt
Organism: Zychaea mexicana
Lineage: Eukaryota; Fungi; Mucoromycota; Mucoromycetes; Mucorales; Lichtheimiaceae
Exons: 3
Biological process (GO): regulation of transcription by RNA polymerase II
Cellular component (GO): Rpd3S complex
Source: RefSeq, a predicted model, not a curated record